Molecule: messenger RNA, 1083 nt
Organism: Emiliania huxleyi CCMP1516
Lineage: Eukaryota; Haptophyta; Isochrysidales; Noelaerhabdaceae
Exons: 2
Coding region: 1-1083 (360 amino acids)
Biological process (GO): chitin catabolic process; cell wall macromolecule catabolic process
Molecular function (GO): chitinase activity
Source: RefSeq, a predicted model, not a curated record
AUGUCCUCCGACGCCUGCAGCAGCCUCAGCAUUCACUCCGCCAUCCAACAGCAGGGGAUCAACCCGGACGCGGAUUUACUCCUCGGGUCGAGCCGAGCGACGUGGGAGGACUUCUGCGAGGUGGUCGUCGCGUGGAACGCACGUUUCGCCGCCAUCCCCUUCCUUGCGGAGGCCGACGCCGGCAACAACCUUCUCACGCUCGCCGCCUUCCUCGGCAAUGCCGCGCAGGAGUCGGCAGACUUCGUGGCCUGUGCGGAGUACAUCAACCCAUGCCAGGGCGUCUGCUCGGGCGGCAACGCGGAGGACUACCGCGACGCCCUCUGGGGGAAGUGCUAUCAAGUGCCGGUGCCGACAACAGACAACUUCGACAAGACGGGCUCGCUACCCGCCGACGCGUGCGGCACGUCGGGGCAGGUGACGUGCGUGGACUGGGACGGGCGGCCGCACAGUGGCGACAGCUGCUGGUACGGCAAGGGCGCGCUGCAGCUGACCUGGAACUGCAACUACGCCAAGGCCAACACCCUGCUCCGUGAGAUUGGGCUCGAGAUCGACAUCUGCGCCGACCCCGACUCGAUCUGCAACGACGGCCAGACCUUCUGGGCCGGCUCGCUCGCCUACUGGAUGAUGAGCGUCUCGCCCUACUAUCUGCAGGAUCACCGCAUCGACACGGCGAUGAACUGCAUCAAGAGCGGUUGCAGCGCGCCCUUCCCCGGCACUUGGACGGGCUCCGGCGCGGCGGUGCGCAGGGCCAACUACGAGGGCUACCUCAGCAAGCUCACCGGCGGCACCGCUCCCGACCCUGCUUCUCCAACGCCGUCGCCGUCGCCGACGCCGUCGCCCGGCCCGGCGGGCAGCGCCAUCGGCGCCAUCGGGAAGCGGUUCAUCAAAAUCGGCGUUGCGGCUAUAGCCGCCUUCGCCACCAUCCUGCUUGCCGCGGUGGCAUGGUGGCUGUGGCAAAGGGCGAGGCUGAGACGAAGGGGUGGGGACAAGAGCUCUACGCUGGAGUCCGACGACGCUGUCGCUGUCCCCUCUGGGGAGGGUGUCGGGGCGGGAGCGGGCAUGACGUUCAGCGGUAAGGUCUAG